AUGUUGUAAAAGUACGUAAAAGAAUAAUACUUUGAAAAUUUGAGAAAGUUCAAAUAUAACGGAUAAAAUUUCUCUAUUUUAUACAAUUGGAUCCUUGGAGAUAUUGCCUAAUUUGUUGUAAGAUAUUAAGAUAUAUUAAUAGGUUGAUCAUUUACCUAAGACAGUUGCUCCAAAUUUAAUUACUAUUACUGGAUUUUGUACAUUAUUAUCUAGUUAUCUAUUAAGUUUAUAUCUUAAUCCAAUGUUUGAUUAAGGUCUACCUUAAUGGGCUAGUUUGUACAUAGCUUUGACUAUUUUUAUUUACUAAACUUUAGAUAACGCAGAUGGUAAAUAAGCUAGAAGGAUUUAACAAUCAACUGCCUUGGGAAUGCUAAUGGAUCAUGGAAGUGAUUGUACUGCAGCUUGGAUAACUGGAUAAUUAUAUCUAAGUGCGUUUAAGAUUGCUUUUACACCAUUUUCAAUGUUGGCUGCAAUAGGAGUUGGAUUUGGAGGUUUCUUUUUUGGAGUGUAUUGUUAAUAACAUACAGGAGUAUUUUAAUUAGGAGUAAUUAAUGGAGUUGAUGAAGGUCUUCCUGUUAUUCAAUUGUUCUUUUUGAUAACAGCUAUUAAAUCUUCAGAAUUUUGGUUAAAUGAAAUUGAAAUACUCAAUGGAAUCAAUUUAUAAUAUAAUACAAUAUUAUUAUUGAUAACUAUCAUUGCAUGCAUAAUUACUAUAGCAUAAUUUUGUUAUCCAGUGUUUAAGAAAAUGAAUUGGAAUAUCAUUACAAUCUUAAAUAGUUUACAUUUACCUAUUGCAGUUGUAUUCACAUUUAUUAAUUUAAUCUAUUUGUCACCAACAAAUGUUUUAUCUAAAUGGUUUCAUAUAUAUAUGCUUACAAUUGGAUUAUAAUGGUCUAAAAUUAUCAAUAUUUGGCAAUUAGCUAUCAUAACCAAAGAAGUAAUUUAAUAAAAUAUUAUUAUUAUAGAAUUUCAAUCAAUUUUCAUUCACUUGGUUAAUUACCCUAGGGGCUAUCAUAUUAAAUUUGUAUUCUCAUUAUUUUACAUCUGAUGGGUUUUGUUAUUUUGAUGAAGUAGAAUUGAUUUUCUGCUUAUUAGUCUUUUCACUUCUAUCUUAUUUUCAUUGUAUCUUGAGUAUAGUAACACAAUUAUGUGAGAUUUUAGACAUACAUGCUUUUAGUAUCAAACAUAAAUUAUGAAAUAUUAAAUUAUAAAAUUAUCAUUAUCAAUAAUGCUAAUCAUAGAUAAAAUUAUUGCUAUUUGGUAAAGCAUUACUUUUGGAACCAAAUUUGUUUUAAUUUCUAGUAUAUUGUGCUGCAUCCUUGACAUCCUUAACAAUAAUUUACUAUUUAAUCUCUUAGUAGAUAUCCCUAAUUUAACAAUCUAUUAAUACGAAUUAUGGAGAUUACUUAUUCCAUAAUUCUUUCAUGGUAUAUUUCAAAUCAAUUGAAAAUAGGCAAUAUCUAUAAUCUAAGCAUAAGUUUAUUAGGAUUUUUGGUUUGUGCAAUUGAAGUUGAAAAAAAUUAUGGUACCAUACCCUUUUUUUGUGAUAUAUUCUUUAAGAAUCUGAUCAUUUAAGUAUUUAAAAUUCAUAAAUAGAUUAUUUAUGUUUUGUUAUGCUUUUCACUUUCUUAAUUAACUUUAGAUGUUCAGGAUACAUAGUCUUUUGGCUUAUGGAAUAUGACUUUUAUUUAUAUGUUGAAUAAGUAUAUUCUGUCUUUUUUUAAUUUAGAGGACUUGCUGAUUAGGAUGAUUAUUAAAAGUUUCUCUGUUUUCCAUUAUAUCUCCCAUCAAAAUAUUAUCCUCCAGCAUUCUUUUUAAUUAUGAAUUCAAUUGAAUAUCCUAGAUUAGAUCUAAUAGCAGCAACUCUGUUUGCAUUUAUUGAAUAUCAAUUAUUUGAUGGUUUCAUGAUGAAAUUAUCAAAGGUAAUUUUUAAGAUUAUAAUUAAAGGGAUUUGUGACAAAAAUAGAAUAAUCAUUUCCAUUCAAAUAUAUACAAUCACGUUAAGAUUUUAUUACAUGUGAUUAAAUUAAUCAUUCAUUUAAUAUGAAUGAUGCAAAAAUUGCAGAAUACUAAUUAGAGAUAGGAAUGAUUUCAACAAGUGAAUCUAGAGUAUAAGAUUAAAAUUAGAUUUGA
Molecule: messenger RNA, 2133 nt
Organism: Paramecium pentaurelia
Lineage: Eukaryota; Ciliophora; Oligohymenophorea; Peniculida; Parameciidae
Source: the annotation of a GenBank genome assembly